Cornus florida is the source of this 1340-nucleotide messenger RNA. RefSeq names its product S-adenosylmethionine decarboxylase proenzyme-like. Gene Ontology annotation, cellular component: cytosol. Gene Ontology annotation, biological process: spermidine biosynthetic process; spermine biosynthetic process. The coding region runs from base 134 to 1219 and encodes 361 amino acids. Lineage: Eukaryota; Viridiplantae; Streptophyta; Magnoliopsida; Cornales; Cornaceae. The record is from RefSeq and is a predicted model, not a curated record. The transcript has a single exon. Gene Ontology annotation, molecular function: adenosylmethionine decarboxylase activity.
CUCGGAAACCAUCCUGAGAUUCUCUACGUUGCAACAUAACCACCAAAGGUGGUUUACAGCCCAAUUUUCUGUUCUAGUAUUAGUUUCUUUUCUGCUUUUCUCGUCUUAGCAUCGUCUUUCAUUUUAAGUCAAUAUGGCCUUGUCGGUAUCUGCAAUUGGAUUUGAAGGAUAUGAAAAGAGGCUUGAGAUAUCCUUUUUUGAGCCUGGCAUCUUUGUUGACCCUGAAGGCAGGGGCCUCCGAUCUUUAUCUAGAUCCCAAUUGGAUGAAAUCCUACAGCCUGCUGAAUGCACCAUUGUUUCUUCGUUGUCAAAUGAUCAUGUUGACUCUUAUGUCCUUUCAGAAUCCAGCCUCUUUGUCUACCCUUACAAAAUUAUUAUCAAAACUUGUGGAACUACAAAAUUGCUUCUUGCAAUUCCUUCCAUCCUAAAGCUAGCUGCUUCUAUUUCCCUCCCUGUGAAAACUGUUAACUACACUCGUGGAAGCUUCAUAUUUCCUAGUGCACAGUCCUUUCCCCACCGUAGCUUCUCUGAGGAGGUAGACAUUCUUGAUAGCUAUUUUGGCGAACUUGGUUCUGGAAGCAAGGCUUAUGUGAUGGGUAGUGCUGAGCAGCAACAGAAAUGGCAUGUUUACUGUGCUGCUGCUGAGAUGGCGAAUCCCUCAGACGCGGUUUACACUAUGGAGAUGUGCAUGACUGGUUUGGAUCGUAAGAAGGCAUCUGUGUUCUACAAGACCCAUGCAAGCUCUGCAGCUGCAAUGACUGAAAGUUCUGGUAUUAGGAUGAUUCUUCCGGAUUCUGAUAUAUGUGAUUUUGAGUUCGAUCCUUGCGGCUACUCUAUGAAUGCCAUUGAAGAUAAAGCAAUUUCUACAAUCCAUGUUACUCCGGAAGAUGGCUUUAGUUAUGCAAGCUUUGAAGCAGCUGGUUAUGAUUUCAAAAUUGUGAAUUUGUCGAACCUAGUCGACAGGGUGUUGGCUUGCUUCGAACCAAAUGAGUUUUCUAUAGCGUUGCACACCGACCUUGUGGGUAAGGAACCUGGUCCUGAGAUCUCUCUGAAUGUGAAAGGAUACUGCUGUGAAGAAAGGAGCUACAAAGUGGUUGGCGAUGGAGGAUCAUUUGUCUACCGAAGCUUUACGAAGGUUGGUUGCUGUGGGUGUCCAAGGUCCACCCUACAGGGCUGCUGGAGUGAGAGCGAUGAAGAAGAUGAAGUGGAAAAGAAAUAAAUUCUAGAUCAGAUGUUGUGGUCUGUUUCUUUUUAGCAUUUUACUUAAUAUUGUCUUGUCAUGGAAACUUGUGCCGUUUCACAAGUCUUUUAUUAUCAAUAUAUGUAUGUUCUUUUGAUUA